GCCAGUUGACCUGGAUGUUCCCCAGGGCUAUGGUCCUUAGCCUUCAAGCCCAAUAACUCAGUCCUUCGAGGUGUUUGGUUAUGUCUAAGAAGUUUUCAUAACUGUGCCCCAUGUGCUCUGUUAUGUAUAUGAAUGUACGUGCAGCACAUAUAAACGUGUAUAUAGAAACUUCCACAACCAUAGAGGUAUAAACAUUUUUAUUGUAAUUUUUGCAGUCCUGACGGGCUUUGGGAGGAAUUGGUUCAUCUAAAAUUCCAGUGUGACUUUCAUGAGUAUGUAUUAUUUAUCUAAAAAAUCACUUCCAGAAAAAUUCUGGCUUGAUCAAAAGGAAAAUGAUAAAAAAUAUGUAAAAAGUCUGCAGAAAACAGGAAAAAUCAUGGUACACUCUCCUACAAAACCAGCCAGUUACUCAGUAAAGUGGACCAUAGAAGAAAAAGAGCUGUUUGAACAAGGGCUGGCUAAAUUUGGUCGAAGGUGGACCAAAAUCGCAAAGCUAAUAGGAAGUCGCACUGUUUUACAAGUGAAGAGUUAUGCCAGACAGUACUUUAAAAAUAAGGUAAAAUUAGGUGGUCUGGAGAAAGAAACACCAAAUCAGAAGAGCAACAGUGACCUUCAGAUUAAAAAUGAAGAUGAAGGGACAAAGGCAUGGUCACCAUCACUGUCAGGUUUAAGGGGACUUGCAGAUCCAAACCUGAAUGCUGUGAAAAUUGAAAAGUUAUCUGAUGAUGAAGAAGUGGACAUCACAGAUGAGGCUGAUGAGUUGACUACUCACGCACCUGAAAAGAAUCCUAGCAGUGGUCGCUUGGUAGACAUUCCAGAUAGUAUAACUCAUGAAACCAAUCAAGGAGAAUUCAUUGCUUCACACACAGAGAAAGAGUCCUUUUCUAAAUCUUCCAAGGAAGGUCUUCGGAAUGUAAAGCAAGGCGAGGCAGAAAUACUUUCAAGCUCGGUAAUUACGUUAUGGACUGAAAAACAGAGCACCAGUGACAAAAAAUCAGUUGACUUAAAUAAUCAGAAAUGUAAUGAACUGAUUAAAAACUGUGACAAGCAUUGUGAAAAUGGAAUAAGAGAUGGUGCUAGGCAGUUGCCUUUUCCAGAGCCUUGUGAAGUUCAGAAAGAUCUGAUUGAUAAGGAAAUGCUUUUUCAUUCUUCCUGUCAAAUCAAAGAGGAGAACCGUGAGGAAGAAGAGCUUAAGCCACCAGAAGAAGAAGUAGAAAUAGAUAGAAAUAUCAUUCAGGAAGAAGAAAAGCAAGCAAUUCCUGAGUUUUUUGAGGGACGCCAAGCUAAAACACCAGAACGCUAUUUGAAAAUUAGGAAUUACAUUUUGGAUCAGUGGGAGAUAUGCAAACCGAAAUACUUAAAUAAGACCUCAGUACGUCCUGGCCUGAAGAACUGUGGGGAUGUUAAUUGUAUUGGACGGAUUCAUACAUACCUCGAAUUGAUAGGAGCAAUCAAUUUUGGAUGUGAACAAGCUGUAUAUAACAGACCACAGCCAGUUGAUAAAGUGCGAAUCAAAGACAGAAAAGACACGGUAGAAGCCUACCAACUUGCCCAGCGUCUGCAGUCUAUGCGUACAAGGAGACGAAGGGUCCGAGAUCCAUGGGGCAACUGGUGUGAUGCAAAGGACUUAGAAGGACAAACAUUUGAGCAUCUUUCUGCUGAGGAGUUGGCAAGAAGAAGAGAAGAGGAAAAAUGUAAACCUGUUAAAUCUUCAAAAGUGCCAAGGUCAACAAAAAGCUCAUUUGAUCCCUUCCAGCUGAUACCUUGUAAUUUUUUCAGUGAAGAAAAGCAGGAGCCAUUUCAGGUGAGAGUGGCUUCAGAAGCACUUUUAAUAAUGGAUUUGCAUGCUCAUGUUUCUAUGGCAGAAGUGAUUGGUCUGUUAGGCGGAAGAUACUCAGAAGUUGAUAAAGUAGUUGAAGUCUGUGCAGCAGAACCAUGUAACAGUCUCAGCACAGGACUACAAUGUGAGAUGGAUCCUGUGUCACAGACACAGGCCUCAGAAACCUUGGCUGUUAGAGGCUAUAGUGUUAUUGGAUGGUAUCAUUCUCAUCCUGCCUUCGAUCCUAAUCCUUCGUUACGAGAUAUUGACACCCAAGCCAAAUACCAGAGCUACUUCUCCAGAGGAGGUGCAAAGUUCAUUGGAAUGAUUGUUAGUCCCUAUAAUCGAAACAAUCCUUUACCUUAUUCCCAGAUCACCUGCCUGGUAAUAAGUGAUGAAAUUAGUCCAGAUGGCUCCUAUCGUUUACCAUACAAAUUUGAAGUACAACAGAUGUUAGAAGAACCUCGGUGGGGAUUAGUAUUUGAAAAGACAAGAUGGAUAAUAGAAAAAUACAGGCUCUCCCAUAGCAGUGUCCCCAUGGAUAAAAUCUUUCACCGGGAUUCCGACCUGACUUGUUUGCAGAAACUUUUGGAGUGUCUGAGGAAAACUCUGAGUAAAGUGACCAAUUGCUUCAUUGCUGAAGAAUUCUUGACUCAAAUAGAAAAUUUGUUCCUUUCCAAUUAUAAAAGCAAGCAUGAGAAUGGAGAAGCUGAAGAGAACUGUACUAUGGGUCCAAAGGAAUUGUUAAUGUAAUUAUUUUAAAGUAAGAUACUUUAGUGUUGACAUGAUACAUCCUACUUUCAAACUUAUAACCUUGAAAUUGCUAUAAUUUAGUUAACAAUGGCAUAACUGGUAUUAUUUUUUCUGUAGUUCACAAAAUCCAAACUUAACCACGUAAGUCAUGUGAAAAGAAAGAGAUAUGGACUUGUUUUCAUACAGUGAUUAGCAGAGUGUUGUAUAAACCAGGGCAUGCCACAGUAUUCCAGUCUUAAGAUACAUACAGUAGCAUGUAAGAUACAGUAGCAUACUGUAAGCAGUGCAGUAGACUGAAAACUUACAGUGGUGGUCCGCUUUACUGUUAUAUUUAUAUUGAUAAGUGGAAUGCGUCUGCAAUUUUAUUUCUUCCUUGAAUCAGCCUUUUAUUAUAUUCCACUUUUGGUAUCUCAUAUCUCAUUUAGAAGCACUUCCAUUCUUUUCCAUGUUUUUUGGUGAGGUUGUUUAUGGUUGCAGAUGGGGUGUGGUUGGGUGGUCAGAGAAAUAAUUUGGACUGAAAAUAGUUGAGAACUGCUGAUUUAAUAAAUCUAGCAGCACACUCUGGGGAGGUGAGAGAGGCAUGAGGAGAAAAUCUUAAAAGAACAGAUAGAGGAAAGGCCCAAAGGAGAGAAUCAGAUACCAGUGUUUUAGUCAUAGAUAUUUACUUCCAUUUUGUUUUGUAACAAUACUGUCUGCCAAAACCCGUUUCCGUCGAAUCGAUUCAGACUCAUAGUGACCCUGUGGGACAGGGUAGAACUGCCCCAUAGGGUUUCCAAGGAGCAGCUGGUGGAUUUGAACUGCUGACCUUUUGGUUAGCAGCCAUAGCUCACCGUGGCUCUUAACCACUGCACCACCAGGGCUUCACAGGAUAUGCCAUUUUCUCAGCUGUCUGAAACAUUUUUUUAUGGAUUUCAUUUACAUAAAUUAAUUACACCUUCAAGUGUAUGUCUACUUAUACUAGUGUGUGUGGAACCACUUUUUAAGUGGAUUACAGGAAAUCAUAACUAUUUUUUCUUCCCUACUACCUACUAUCAGGAGAAAGAGGUAAAUUACAGUAAAGCUUGAAUAAAUCAGAGAUUUAAUUCUAAAAACAAAAAAGCCUUCCAAGACAUACUACAUAUUCAACCCAAUUUCCCAUACUUUCUAAAUCUAGAACAGAGGUCAGCAAACAUUUUAUGUGAAAGGCCAGGCUUUGCAGACCACAUGCAGUUUCUUUCAGAUAGUCUUUUUUGUAUUUUUAAACCCUUUUACAACUCUUUAAAAAGGUAACAACCAUCCUUAGCUCAUGGUUCUCACAAAAGACAGGCUACCUGGUCCUUUAUUUUCCCAAUGUCUGAUCUAGAGAAUUGCGAACAUUUAGAAUUUAUAUUAAGAUUCAUGGCCCUGAGACACUGCAAGGUCUUGCAUUAUCUUCAAACAACAGAACUCAGAAUUAUGAUUUACCUUUGAGUACAUUUUUUUAAAAUAAUAUUUUAUUGUGUUUUCCAUGAAAGUUUACACAACAGUUUAGGUUCCAUUCAACAAUUUCUAUACAAGUUGUUCAGUGACAUUGGUUACAUUCUUCACGUUGCGUAAACAUUCUCAUUAUUUCCAUUCUGGUUGUUCUGUUUCCAUUAACCUGGUUUUCCUGCCUCCUUACAUUCUCAUCUUUGUUUUAAAGUAAUUGUUGACCGUUUGGUCUCACAUAGGUGAUUUUUUACCUCUAAGUACAUUUUUAAUAAAAGUAAGCAGUAAUGCUGCCUGAUUUAUUGAAAUCUUAUAGAUUUUAGUUUAUUUCUAUUAACCAGAGAAAUGAUUUAUACCUUUUUUCUAAUCAUUCCUAUUACCAACAGUUUUAUUAUACCCAAAAUGAGUAUGAUUCUGUGUUUUUGCUCUUUGGGUUACAGUCAGUAUCCAAGUAAGGAUAUGGCCAUAUAGGAAGGGGCAGUGAGCCAAUUUUAGGUAACUUGAGUCAGUGUUGUCUCAGUCUCAUGAUCUUGGGAAGUAGAGUUUACCGUCUCUAGGCCUGCAUUCUUCUUGUGCAAGUAAGGUCUAAAUUAACUUCCCAAUAUCCUUCCAGGUCUAAGAUUUUAUGGCUCAUCCUUAUUUUUGGCCUAUUCACCUGUAACUUUAUACUUUGAGACAUUCUAGUUCCCAGAUUAACACAGGUUUUUAAAAAAAAUUGUUAGUAUUUUCCUUUUCUCUGUGUACAUUUAGGAUAAACAGUGAAACAUAGUUUAUAAAGCAGUUACUUUUGGGAAUGAGAGGUGUAAAGGCUCUAGACUAAUAAUCAGAAAACCUGAGUAUCUUUACAUCAGAGGAACAGAUACUAGAAAGUAGUAUUACGUUUCUUGACUGACAUCUCCCUGUUGUAUUGAUCAAUUUCAAUAAUAGAAAGUAAUAGAAAUUGUUAGAAGUUCUUUUCUCAGAUCUGAGUCUCUCUGUAUACCAGUGGUUAACCGUAUGUAUAACCAACCAUCUAAUCAGCCUAUAAGGAACUUGAAUAUGACAAUCUUCAGAGUUUAAGACCUUAAUAGCACAAUUUUAAAAAUAAUAUUUACUGAGUACUUUUUUUCUGAAUUUAAAAGUAUAUUUUUAAAAUACAGAAAACUGUAAAUAAAAAAUGUCUCAAUCCUACUGUCCAGUAAACCACAGUUAACAUUUUACUGUCAGUCCUUACACCCUUUUUUUCUGACAGUGCAAUUUCAGAAUAAUAAAAUUUUAUUUAUUGUCUCCUGUCCUUCUCCCCCAUUCAUUUUUCCUGCUUCCUUUUUUCUCUUGUCAUAUGUUAAAAUGAAUUUGUAAUUGCAGGUGCCCACGCUCCUGUGACUGCCACCCUUGGGCUCUGAGGGUAGUUGAAGUCGGGGCCUUGGAGAUGCACAGGGGAAGGCAAGAACUGAGUGGGAGUGUAACACAGGAAGCCCAGGAGGCAGGGUCACAAAUGAUGUGUGUUUUUCCCAGCUCUAAUGUGUACACCAGGAGCCCUGGCAGCACAGUGGUUAAGUGCUCAGCUGCUGACCUUUGUUCAUACCCACCUACCAGCCACUCUGCGGAGGAGAAGACCUAGCAAUCUGCUCCCGCACAGAUUACAGCCUAGGAAACCCUAUGUGGCACUUCUGCUCUGUCCUGUAGGGUCACUAUGAGUUGGAAUCAACUCGAUGACACAUAACAACAAAAAGUAAUGUGUACAGAAGUUGAGAUAGGACUUUAAAAACAUCCAAGUCUCUUUGUCCUGAUUCUUCCUGUUAUAGAAUGCUGUAAAAUAAUGAGCUUAACAUUUUGUUGUUGUUGUUGUUUGGCUUGGCUAAUGAAAAUUGACACUAGUACUUCCUCAAUAUUAAAUCUAGCUCUCUUUAAAAAUACAAUCGCAAAGUAACAUUUAAAAAAUGAAAAAUCAGUGGAACAAUCAACAAAAUCAGACUGUCCUUCCCCCUUCCAUUAUUUUAGCCUUCAGACCAUUCUUCUCUAAUCCUUCAGGUGAUCUUUAAUUUCUGUUUCCUACAAAUGGUUUGGCCGUAUAUUCAGGGGUUUUUGUGGGCUGUAGACACUUUUUGCAAGGAGCCCUGGUGGCACAGUGGUUAAAAUGCUCUGCUACUAACCAAAAAGUUGGCAGUUCAAACCCACCAGCUGCUCUGCAGGAAAAAGAUGUGGCAGUCUGCUUCCAUAAAGAUCACAGCCUUGGAAACCCUGUGGGGCAGUUCUACUUCCUCCUGUACGGUCCCUGUGAGUUGGAAUCAACUCGACAGCAACAGGUUUGGUUUGAUUGGUUUAGGCACUUGUGCUUCAUGGGCUCCUUCCUCCAUAAAAAAAUACUAAAAAUUACAUUUUAUAACUGUUAACAUAUUGAUGUUAUAUAUUAAAGUGUUUCUUUUUUUUCAGUCUAAAAGUAUCUUUUUCUUCUGAUUUUUAAAGAAAACAUUUUUGUGGGCCAUAAAAUAUUAUGGGCCUGUGGCACUGUGCCUACUAUGUCUAAUGAAUAAGUUGGCCCUGCCUGUAUUCUGAAGGUUAUCAUUGAAAAAACAGUAGUCACUACCCUCUCCCCACCCCCACCACAGCAAACUCUAGGGCAGCUUUGCCACCCCAGCCAAGAGCACUGUGAUCCCCACUACUGUAAAUCUAUAGACCUGAACGUCAUUCCUUCCCUACCUAACAAAAACUCAGGAGUGCUGCUUGGGACCAUUCAUCCUCAAAAGAAUAGGAGACGGGGAGUUUUUAUCUUCAAGUAGACAUUUUUGUUCCCCUUCUUAAUCUUUAGUUUUGCUGGCCAUACUUCAAAGGGGAACAUCUUACUGCCUUUCUUUUUUUGCCUGCAUUUUCCUCAAAUUUUUCCCUUCAUCCCCACUUUUUCUAUUUCUUACCUCAGCAUACAGGUACCAGCUCACUCAUUCUGUCGUCUGUUGAAAGGUAGACCUCUAAAAUAGAGAUGAACAGACCCAUUCAUAUUUCCCUAAAACUGUUACAUCCUGCCCUCACCUUCUCUCCAUAACUGUGGCGUGGGGUGAGGUCUGAGACAUGCAAAUUCAGCAGCAUCAUAGCCCCUGCUGCUCUCUGGGCAGCACAGGGUAGCGCGUGGCCUCAACAUGCCAACCUGAGCAGGCCUCCUGCCUUUAGUUUGCUUUCUUCCUGUUCAUCUUACUGUUGUCCUGACAAAGUAAGCUGGAGAAACUGAGUCAGAAUGCUCUAGAUGGAUGCUCUGUCCUGUGCCUACAGAGGAGCCAUAUGACAACUGACAGCCUGUCAUGUAGCCACUCCUGCCUUCAUCCUCAAGUCUUCAAAGGCGUCCUGUUGUGUUUUCUCACUAGUAACGCAGUCAGGGUACCCUGAUUUUAUUUUUUUCACCUGUACCUUCAUCUGCCAAUAGUUAGAGACUAAAUUUAGAGUCACGCAUUAUGGCAUUUAGGAGCACUUACUUCACGCAAGCACAAAGAAAAGCACACACAUUUUAAUAAGCUUCUGUUCCAUCAGGGCUAAUACAGAAUUUAACAAAGAAAUUAAAAUUAAUGCCAUAUUUUGCAGUAUUUCCAGAAAGCCACUGUGAAAAAAUAAUGUAAUAUACUUUAGCUAAUUUUCUGAAUCUGUCUUUUAAACUACUUAAAUCCUUUCUAGAGCAAGGCAGGAAAUAAAUGCAUUGUCCCUACUAAAUCAGGAGAAAAUAAAAAUAUCCCACAGAAGCUGUGAUUAUGCCAAGGCUCUAUACCAAACUAAAUUUGAGAAAGUAAAAUUUUCUCAUACUGUCUGGGUUUUUAUUUUUUUCCUUUCAUAUUCAUCAGAACAUUAAUUUCAGGGGGGAGAUGCCUGAUUUGCUAUCUUUGAGGUUUCCUAGAGUAGGCUCUUAGGAAUUAAAACAUCUGUUAAAUAUGGUCUCAUAGUUUGUAUUCCUACUUCAUAGGUUACCACAGAACACUUGUUUCAACAUGUGGUUUGUAAAAUAAUAUUCAGAUUCUAGCAUGAUUUAGAUAGAUCAGUCAUAUAUCUUUGAAUUUGUGGAUCUGACAUGUAAAUUACGUGUUUUGUAUAAGUUCACUAGACAUUCUGCAUGAUUAUUGAUAAACCUAUUGCUGUUGUUUUUUCCAAAUGUUAUCAGUGUUUAUGGACUUCUUUCAUUAGUUUGGGUUUUGGAAUAUUCUGUAAUAAAGUGAUUUGAGCUAUUUUGUACAUUUAAAUAUGAUGCCAUGUUAUAUCUAUAUUAAAGAAUAUUGUAAAUAUUAGUGUUUACAGAAUUAUGAAAGAUUUUCCUCAAAAUGAUUGACCCUGACCUCCCAUACUUACUGUAAUUGUGGCAUAUUAUAAAACUAUUGAUUUUAAACUUUCAGAUUUUAUCUUAUAAAAAUUAAGCAGAAGCAUACUGAAGAUUUCAUGUCAAUAAAAUUUUGAAAAGAAAAUGGUGCUUAUUGGGUCUUUUUCUCAAUUAUUAGCAUAUACACAUUGAAUUGCAAAAAAAAACUUGAUUCAGCAAACAUUUGUUAAGCAUCUGUUAUGUUGAGCAUUGUAGGGGACACAAAGAUGAGUAAAUCUUGGUUUCUUCUCCCAACAAGCCUGUUGUCUAACAAGUGGUUAAACAGAUAAAACCCAACGUGAACAGGUAAGACUAAGGUGCAAAGUGGAACUGAUGAGAAAUACCUACAAGAGACUGCAAGGCUAGUGGGUGGUUAGACAAAUGAGAAUACUCUGGAAGGUAAGCAGUGAGGUCAGUUUCAUGGAAGAGGUCGCCUUGAGCAGCCUGGCAGGGUUUGGUUAAAUGUUAUUUGGGGGAAUGUGUUCCAGAGAGAAGUGACCUUGGCAUAGCCAUGGAGGUAAGGAAAGAGAAAUAUUCAGAGAAUGGCAAAAGUCUGGCUAGAGGGUAAGGUAUGUGAAGAUGCUAAUUGUGAAAGUAAUAGACGAAGGCUACAGAAGGUAUAAAGUGAAAGUCCCAACCUAAAAUCAGUAUUGGCUGAUUUAACUGGUCUUUAACCUUCCACUCUUUCUAAAUGUAUACAAAGCCUAUACAUUUAAAAAACAGAAUCAUACUGUACAUCUGCAACUUCUAUACAUCUCUCAUUGAGGACAUCUUUCCAUAUCAGCACAUAAAGAUCUACUCAUCCUUUGCAAUAGGUACACAGCAUUCUGUUGUACAGAUUUGCCAUCAUUUAUGUGAUCAUUUCUCAAUGAACUUUAGGUUCUCAUUUUUCUAUUAAAAUUUUGUUUUUCUUUUUGCACACUUGCGUUAAUAUUUCUGGGAAUAGAUUCUAGCAGUUUAGUUGCUAGAUCAAGAGCUAUGCACCCCUUAAAUUCCUAAUUUUUAUAAGCUAAUUUCCCUGACGGUAGUACAGACCUGGUCAUUAUCUUGUUGACAGAACCAAUUCAAACGCAGGCACCUAAGUGAUG
This is a messenger RNA of Trichechus manatus latirostris (Florida manatee), 9415 nucleotides long. RefSeq names its product Myb like, SWIRM and MPN domains 1 (gene MYSM1). Gene Ontology annotation, molecular function: protein binding; metallopeptidase activity. The record is from RefSeq and is a predicted model, not a curated record. The coding region runs from base 269 to 2572 and encodes 767 amino acids. NCBI's taxonomy places the organism in Eukaryota, Metazoa, Chordata, Mammalia, Sirenia, Trichechidae. The transcript has 18 exons.